Molecule: messenger RNA, 1236 nt
Organism: Malus domestica (apple)
Lineage: Eukaryota; Viridiplantae; Streptophyta; Magnoliopsida; Rosales; Rosaceae
Product: phosphoglycerate mutase-like protein AT74
Molecular function (GO): phosphatase activity
Source: RefSeq, a predicted model, not a curated record
AAAGAACAGGGAGAGUCCAUAAAUUAUGGAAGUGAAAAACCAGAGGCCAACAUUGUCGCACUCCAUCAUUUGAAAUUCUGAUUUUCCAGUUCCAAUUUCCGUACUGAAAAUCUUAGAACGAGAGAGAGGGGAGAGAGGAGAGGUCUUAAAAUGCAGCAACAAAAUUGCAAGAGGAGAUUACAGCCAGUUCUACCGAAGCGGAUAAUCCUAAUGCGGCAUGGCGAGUCCGAAGGGAAUCUCGAUCACGCCGCCUACACCACCACCCCCGACAACAAAAUCCCACUCACCCAAGAGGGCCUGGCACAGGCCCGGCUCGCCGGGGCCGAGCUCCACCGCGUCGUCUCCGACACCACCGGCGCCGACAGCCCCAACUGGCGCAUCUACUUCUACGUCUCCCCUUACGAGCGGACGCGGUCCACGCUCUGCCAGAUCGGACGGUCAUUCUCCAGGACGCGGAUCAUCGGGGUCCGCGAGGAGUGCCGGAUACGGGAGCAGGAUUUCGGGAACUUCCAAGAGCAGGAUCGGAUGAAGGCCACUAAGGAGACCAGGGAGCAGUUCGGCCGGUUCUUCUACCGGUUUCCGGAGGGGGAGUCCGCCGCCGACGUCUACGAUCGCGUUUCGAGUUUUCUUGAAUCCUUAUGGAGGGACAUAGACAUGAACAGGCUUCGCCACGACCCUUGCCACGACCUCAAUCUUAUAAUAAUAUCGCACGGGUUAGCAUCACGCGUCUUCCUCAUGAAGUGGUUCAAGUGGACGGUCGAGCAAUUUGAGCUCCUAAUCAACCUUGGAAAUUGCGAAUUUCGAGUGAUGCAAUUAGGAAAGGGUGGAGAGUACAGCUUAGCAAUUCAUCACACUGAGGAAGAACUACAAGAAUGGGGUCUCUCACCCGAAAUGAUAGCGGACCAAAAGUGGCGAGCCCGCGCCAACAGGGUUGAUUGGACUGAACGUUGCCCCUGGUACCUUGAUUCAUUUUUCGACCAACUAGCUGAGUCGGAAGAAGACAACGGAGACAGUGACGACAUUUGGCAUGAAACUGAUGAAAAAAUUCCGCAAACGAAUUGAUUAUGCAAUUUUAGCAUAUGAACAUAGGCUGCCCCAGCAAUUGGGUUGGGAAUCCCUUUGAUUUGACCUUGUACUUAGGGCUGGUUUGGUAUUACUGUGUUUUGAAAAUAAACUGCUUCUGCUGUACUGUGAGAAUAAGCAGCUGUGAAAUAAAGCAGCAUAAUGUUUGGUAAA